CCUGUGGCAGGGUUAGCCUUAUUGUCUGAAUACAGGUGGGAAAAAAAAACUGUGGAAGGGGAGGUAGUUUCUUACACGGCAAAGUUGGACGACACGUCAGUCGAAACCAUUUCUAAAUCCUCUUCUGACCAUGGCCACUGGUACGCACGAGAAUGUAAAGAAAUAUUACAGUUCUCUGGAUACUGGAGAAGAUUUGCAGACCAGUGCUGCUUGCCCUGUACCCUCUCGCCUGGUCUUGCGAGAGAGUGCCCGUGAAGCCCUUCAACAAGUCCAUCCAGAUGUUUGCAAGAGGUUCUUUGGUUGUGGCGUGGUGAUUCCAGAGAAGUUGAAGGGGUGUUCAGUUCUGGAUUUGGGAAGUGGAUCAGGCAGGGACUGCUACAUUCUCAGCAAAUUGGUUGGAGAAGAUGGUCAUGUCACUGGUGUUGACAUGACAGAGGAGCUGGUACAAGCAUCAAGGAAAUAUAUCCAGUACCACCAGGAGAAGUUUGGUUAUGCCAGGCCAAACACUGUCUUUGUUGAAGGAUACAUGGAGAAGCUCAGUGAAGCAGGAAUCCAGAACAGCUCAGUGGAUGUGAUUGUAUCAAAUUGUGUGAUAUGCUUGUGUCCAGACAAGAGAGCUGUUCUAAGUGAAGCUUACAAGGUGCUGAAGGAAGGUGGUGAACUUUACUUCAGUGACAUGUAUGCAAGCAAGGUGGUUCCAGACUCUUUCAAAGAGGAUCCAGUUCUUUGGGGUGAAGGAAUGGCUGGCGCCCUCUACUGGCAAGACCUCAUCUCCAUUGUGAAGGAACUGGGCUUCAGUGCGCCUCGCCUGGUGGCAGCUAGCCAUAUUCAAGUCCACAGCCCGGAGCUCCAAAUGAAAGCAGGUGAUAUUAAAUACGCAUCUGGGACCUACCGUAUCUUCAAACUGCCCCAGCACUCCAUUCAGACAAAAGCACUUAUCACAUACAAAGGGACUGUGCCAGACUGCGCCGAGUGUUUUGAGUUUGAUGCGUCAUACUCCUUUAAGAUGAAUGUAGCAGUGGAGGUGGAUGCUGAAAUUGCUGCCAUCCUCAAGUACACACGAUUCUCCUCAGACUUUGUUGUGCAGAUGACAGACGAGCCUGAUCCUGGUCUCAGCUCUGCUGAACAGGAUUGCCACCUGAGCCCGUUCUGGCUGGCAGAUAAACUGGGCUCCUGUGUGAAGCAGUGCUCAAAGACAGGCAAAGCGGGCGUCUGUGGCAGUGAGACAGCCAGUGGGAACUAAUGUGGGAACGCAAACCUUGGGGGACAGUGUUUCUGCUCUGCACCUUUAGACAGCCUAAAGCAAUACAAAGCAGCUCACUGGGCCUGUGAGUUCUUCAGGUUUGCCUAUGUGUCUUCUCCCUCACUUUCUUUUUGAAACCAAACCAACAGGCUUUGGCCCUCAUCGCUUUUGUCUAGAGCUUUUGUUAUUUGAAAGCGCUCUCAUGAAAUUUUUUAAAGUAUGCUGAAUAAAUUGUUGUAUGAACUUACUUUAAUUAUGCCAGAUAUUUACAAGCAAUCAAACAGAAUAUACAAACUUUGUUGUUGUAGUUGCAGUUAAUGUUGACAUUAUUGUCUGUGAAAAAUACCUGAAGUGCACUAAAUGGACAGCGUUAGUUUUCUCAUCGGUAAUGCGGGGUACUGUAAUUUUACCCGAGGAUGUCUGUAAUGUUUAUGAGCAGUCAGCAUGACAUGAGAAAUCUUGGUAUAUGGCAGAGAUGCAAGUGGCUUCUUCAUUUACCCAGUGCCUUCACUCCAAAAGAGCAGAAAACCUGUCAGAACAUUUAAUUAAACCAUUUUUGUCUUAAUUAAAUACAGUGAAGCAUUAGCACUGACAUUAAUUUGGGAAUUUACAGAAAAUGAUCAAUAUCACUGCUUAAAAUCAGUUUUUUUAAAAAACAAUUUAAUGCUUUCAUGUUUGGACUCAUACACUCGAUAGGACAAAACAUAUUGACUUGGUCUGAGCAGAGAAUAUAAAUAAAUGCUUUUUUGAGCGCCUCCAUAUUUAAGAAAGACAGCAAAAACUGCUUUAUCACAUAAUAAAAUGGAUUAAUGUAAUCUGGGGUUAUUUCUAUGGUUCAUUCAUAGCUGCUAAAAAGCCACAUAAAAAUGACAAACAUGGCAGGUUCAGAUGGGACCAAAACCAGCGAGAAGUUUUCUCCUUAUGGAAAAUGAAUCUUGUGUGAAUAAUACUUAAGAAAGAGUGAUCAUGAUGGUUAUGGCAACCAUUAAAGCAGUGGUGCUCAGGCCUGUUGUUCCCACAUGUCCUUGAAAACCUGGAUGUGUAUGGACUAGCUUUCCAGUCAUGAAAAAUAAAAAAAUUGAUAAAAUGUCCUGGAAAUAUUAAUGAAGUCCUGGAAAAGUGUCAAGUUGGGCCAUUAAACCAAAAAAUUGCAUAUUUCAGCAGAUUUUAGCUGCUAUUGCCCAGUUUGAGAGUCCAUUCAUACCCAUUUUGUAAUGCUACGUUGUUGCAUGUGGAUAGAUAAGUAAACGCUGUGUUCGAACAUCUGGUAGAGCAAGGCUACAUUAACACACAGCAGCUUCUUUCAGUGUGUAACACCCACUUUUAAGUAAGGGAUCAUCAGUGGUCAGUAUUAUUUACUUUAAUGUUAAAAAUGUUGGUCGUUGUGCUUCAUUUUAAGAUGACUUUUCUUGUGCAAUAGCAAUUGUGUAUGUAAGGCGUUGUCCUACAAAAGUCCUGGAAGAGCAUUUCCCUGUUUAACCUCAUGAAGGGUUUUAUAAUGAGCUGAUGAUUUGGUUUAGGUGUUUUAGGGCAUGAAAACACUGAUAAACACUGAUCUAAAAGAUGUAUAGCACUUUUCCACUGGGCAGUGCAGUACAGCACCGUAUGGAUACUAAUCCAAAUACACAACUAGCUUUACUCUGGUCAAAUACCUGUGAACAUUUACUAUUGCAGAGCAACCAUCUGUAACUCUACAUUUGUCCUUGUUCAUGACGCUUAGCACCCUGUCAAGAAAACAGUUGGCUCAGUUUUGCUUGGUAACAGCAAAGCGGUGAAAAUGACAACAAAAUGUGUGAUUACAGAUUUACAGCAUACGGUUCUGCACUGUUUGGUGAAAAAGUGCUUUUAGAGAACAUAUUAAUGACAGUUCAUAUUAUUGUCCCUAGAUGGCAAUAAAGUCCUGAAAUUGAAGAUUUUCUUUUUAAUGAAUUUGUUUUACCAUUCAGUCUCUUGUUGGUGUAAUAACGGCUGACGUAAUGAUUAUUGUAUUCUUACAAUGCCAUGAAGUGUGCAGUCAAUUUGAUAAUUAUACAGACCAAUUAUGUAUCUGACACACUGAUUUACUAAAUAGGCAGCGGAGCAAUCUGUACAGUCAGUGGGCAUUUUGUAAAACUCACCAUUUACCGAAAUCAUUAGAGACGAUGUUCACUAGAAAAUAACGCAUAUAUGUCUUAUACUGCUUUGUACAAUAACAAUGCGACACUAACAAUGACAAUGAAUAAACAUGUAUGCAAAAAAAAGAGUCUUCAAAAUGAACCUAGUAAUGUUUUAAAGGUUAGCAAAUACUUUCACAUUUUUAAAACUGAAUGUGUAACUCAAGCUUCUAGCGAUUUGACCUUUGAAACAAGUUCACUUAACAAAAAAGAAAGAAUGCAGUUCAUUUCUAAAAUGCACAAAAAUACAUAUUUCUGUUAAUAAUA
Molecule: messenger RNA, 3663 nt
Organism: Colossoma macropomum (tambaqui)
Lineage: Eukaryota; Metazoa; Chordata; Actinopteri; Characiformes; Serrasalmidae
Exons: 11
Coding region: 131-1243 (370 amino acids)
Biological process (GO): toxin metabolic process; arsonoacetate metabolic process
Cellular component (GO): cytosol
Molecular function (GO): arsenite methyltransferase activity
Source: RefSeq, a predicted model, not a curated record